AAACGCUUCAACUCCAUCUUUGCGAAAACCCUAACCCUCUGUGCGGCGGUGUCUGUAGCGAGAGCAGAGGAAACCACGAUGAGUCGCGGGGGAAGCGCAGCGGCGGCGGCGAAGGGGGGGAAGAAGAAGGGCUCGACCUUCGUGAUCGACUGCGCGAAGCCGGUGGAGGACAAGAUCAUGGACAUCGCCUCGCUGGAGAAGUUCCUCCAGGAGCGGAUCAAGGUCGCUGGCGGCAAGGCCGGCGCCCUUGGCGACGCCGUGACCGUCACCCGGGACAAGAGCAAGAUCACCGUCACCUCGGAGGGCCCGUUCUCCAAGCGGUACUUGAAAUACUUGACAAAGAAGUACUUAAAGAAACACAAUGUGCGGGAUUGGUUGCGAGUUAUUGCUUCAAACAAAGAUCGCACUGUCUACGAACUCAGAUACUUCAACAUUGCUGAGAAUGAAGGCGAGGAGGAAGAUUAAUUUUUCUCAUCAGAAGUUGAGGUUAUUAGGAGGUUUUCUCUUAAAUCUGGCACGUUAUAUUUUCCAAAUUCCAAGUACUCGAUCAACGAGUUUAUAUUAGUAAUCGAACUGUGUGCUGCAAGUUUUACCUAUGUGCUGUGGUUGUUUUCAGUGUUCUUAUUGCACGAGUCCUCUCUUCUGUGACCUCUAACUGCAGUGUGUUUCUACAAAAUCCUGUUAAAAUUUAUCUUGGAACCAUAUGCAACUUAUCGAGCAUCACUAUUUCAUGUCCA
This is a messenger RNA of Musa acuminata AAA Group (dessert banana), 737 nucleotides long. RefSeq names its product large ribosomal subunit protein eL22z-like. Gene Ontology annotation, biological process: cytoplasmic translation. Gene Ontology annotation, molecular function: structural constituent of ribosome; RNA binding. The transcript is spliced from 2 exons. The coding region runs from base 79 to 465 and encodes 128 amino acids. The record is from RefSeq and is a predicted model, not a curated record. NCBI's taxonomy places the organism in Eukaryota, Viridiplantae, Streptophyta, Magnoliopsida, Zingiberales, Musaceae. Gene Ontology annotation, cellular component: ribosome.